Molecule: messenger RNA, 2319 nt
Organism: Girardinichthys multiradiatus
Lineage: Eukaryota; Metazoa; Chordata; Actinopteri; Cyprinodontiformes; Goodeidae
Gene: abcg2d
Product: ATP-binding cassette, sub-family G (WHITE), member 2d
Exons: 15
Coding region: 1-1998 (665 amino acids)
Cellular component (GO): plasma membrane
Molecular function (GO): ATP binding; ATP hydrolysis activity; ABC-type transporter activity
Source: RefSeq, a predicted model, not a curated record
AUGGAGGGCGCCGGUCACAUCAACAUUGCGAUGAUAGAAGACAUUGGCACCAACGGGAUCGCUCAAUCAAAGAUGAGCACGGAUUUAAACAGAACCAAACAGGCUUGUGGUUCCACUGUGAGCUUCCACAACAUCCAGUAUAACGUACAUAUGAGGAGUGGCUUCUUCUGCAAAGCUAAACUAAGCCCAAAGGAAAUACUGGUGGACCUCAAUGGGAUUAUGAGACCUGGUUUAAAUGCCAUUCUUGGACCAACUGGAAGUGGAAAAUCUUCAUUUUUGGAUAUUCUGGCUGGGAGGAAGAAUCCUCUGGGUCUAUCAGGGGAAGUUCUUAUUGACGGAGCACCACAGCCUCCAAACUUCAAGUGUCUCUCUGGCUACGUGGUCCAGGAAGAUGUGGUUAUGGGCACCCUGACUGUGAGGCAGAAUCUUAGUUUUUCUGCAGCGUUACGGCUUCCGACCGCUGUGCCACAAAGUGAGAAGGAGGCUCGAGUCAAUAAUCUUAUUAGGGAACUGUGUCUCACCAAAGUGGCUGACUCUAAGGUGGGCUCACAGAUGACCCGGGGAAUCUCAGGAGGAGAGAGAAAGAGAACCAACAUUGGGAUGGAGCUGAUCAUUGAUCCUGCUGUUCUGUUUCUGGAUGAACCGACCUCAGGGCUUGAUGCCAGCACCGCCAACUCGGUGCUGCGGCUGCUGAAAAGGAUGGCCAGUCAUGGUCGGACUAUAAUCAUGUCUAUCCACCAGCCUCGCUACUCCAUCUACCGGCUGUUUGACACCUUGACUCUGUUGGUUGGUGGGAGAAUGGUGUACCAUGGACCAGCCCCCAACACUCUGGACUACUUUGCCAAUAUUGGCUUUACAUGUGAGCCCCACAACAACCCAGCGGACUUCUUUCUGGACGUUAUAAACGGAGACUUCACUAAGCCAACCAAAGUUCAAGACACAGGAGAUCUGACCUUUGAGGAUCUUUCUUCUACCAGGCAGAAUAUCGAGAAACACCUUGUAGAAGAGUACAGGAACAGCAGCUACUGCAGCGACGCACAAGCUGAGUUAAGGCUUAUUCUCCAAAAUAAGGAAUGUAAAUCACAGAUGAGGUCCCACAGCAUCACCUACAACAGCUCCUUCCUUCACCAACUUCGAUGGGUUUUUCAGAGAACCUUCCAGACCCUCAUGUUGACUCCACAAACGUCUGUGGCUCAGGUGGGAGUUAAUGUUUUCCUUGCCCUCAUUGUGGGAGUCAUCUUCUUCGCAGUCCAACAUGAUCAGAGUGGUCUUCAAAACAGGAUGGGCGCCCUCUUCUUCAUCACGACUAACCAGUGUUUCAGCACCGUGUCUGCAGCCGAGCUCUUCAUCACAGAGAGGAACCUGUUUGUGCAUGAGUACAUCAGUGGCUACUACAGAGUAUCUGUGUACUUUCUGUCUAAAAUCCUGUGUGACCUCAUCAUGCGCACCAUCACCUCGGUUAUCUUCAGCGUCGUUGUCUACUUUCUGAUCGGGCUGAAGUCCACAGUGGAAGGUUUUCUCAUCUUCACAUUUACAGUGACCCUGGUAGCCUACACAGCCACAGCCAUGACUAUGGCCAUCUCAGCUGAUCAGAGCGUCGUGGCUCUCGCCAACAUCUUCAUGACCAUAACGUUUGUCUUCAUGAUGAUCUUCUCUGGCCUCCUUGUGAACCUUCCCAGCAUCGUGGACUGGCUGGCUUGGCUGAAGUACUUCAGUAUUCCUCGAUACGGCUUCGCAGCCUUGAAGAUCAAUGAGUUUGUGGGUUUGAAGUUCUGUGAGGAACCUGCGAUCCAAACUGCCAACAUGUCUGACAUAAUGACCGACUGUGGUGUGAGCUCAGCAGGCCAGAUGUGCACAGGAGAGCAGUACCUGGACUACCUGGGGAUAAAGUACAGCUCCUGGGGACUGUGGGAGAAUCAUGUGGCUUUGACCGUUAUGAUGGUCGUAUUCCUCUUGAUUGCCUACCUGAAGCUUCGCUACAUCAAGAAGUUCACUUAAAGUGAGACUCGGAAUUUAACUGCAACAUUUUGGGACAACCUCUCACAUGUGUACACAUAUUUCCCUUAAAAACACCAAUUCUCAAAACAGACUGGCAGCAGUGACAAAUAAAAAUGCUUGGUGGAAAUCUCAACGAAGGAAAACAACUCCUCUAUAACUGCGUACAUUUUAGGAGAAUUACAUUUUUGUUACAUUUUAGUGCUGUGAAAAAGUACUUGCCCCCUUUUCCGCUACAGUUAUUAUUUUAAAACAGUCAGUCAGUCAUUUUCUAUACCUGCUUCUUCCAUAGUGGGUCGCAGGGACGCUGGUGCCUAUCUCCAG